Messenger RNA from Rhagoletis pomonella (apple maggot), 3267 nucleotides. RefSeq names its product disintegrin and metalloproteinase domain-containing protein 10 homolog. Gene Ontology annotation, biological process: membrane protein ectodomain proteolysis; Notch signaling pathway. The transcript is spliced from 6 exons. Gene Ontology annotation, molecular function: metalloendopeptidase activity. Gene Ontology annotation, cellular component: plasma membrane. Bases 1 to 2406 code for a protein of 801 amino acids. NCBI's taxonomy places the organism in Eukaryota, Metazoa, Arthropoda, Insecta, Diptera, Tephritidae. The record is from RefSeq and is a predicted model, not a curated record.
AUGCGAAAAAUCAAUAAAAGUGUCACAAUAGAGCUUUAUCUACAUUGCAAUGUUUUUCAAAGUUUAGAGUUUUUAAAUGGCAACCCUUUUAAUUUUCAGCACGAUCGUGGCCGUAAAUACGAGAUUGACGUAAAGACGCGUGAGGAGAUCACUUCACUAAUCGCACAUCAUGUAACUGCCGUAAAUUACAUUUAUCGCAAUACUAAAUUCGAUGGACGAAGCGAGCACCGCAAUAUACGUUUUGAGGUGCAACGCAUCAAAAUCGAUGACGACUCCGCCUGUCGCAAUUCAUACAAUGGUCCACACAAUGCCUUCUGCAAUGAGCAUAUGGACGUGUCGAACUUUUUGAAUUUACACUCGCUGGAGGAUCAUUCGGACUUUUGUUUAGCCUAUGUGUUCACUUAUAGAGACUUCACCGGCGGUACGCUCGGCUUAGCUUGGGUGGCCAGCGCCUCUGGUGCUUCUGGUGGCAUUUGUGAGAAAUUUAAGACUUACACCGAAACAGUCGGUGGACAAUAUCAAAGCACAAAACGCUCGCUAAAUACGGGCAUCAUUACAUUCGUUAACUAUAACAGUCGUGUGCCGCCAAAAGUGUCGCAGUUGACGCUGGCGCACGAGAUUGGGCAUAAUUUUGGUUCGCCCCACGAUUAUCCAUUGGAGUGUCGGCCAGGCGGCCUAAAUGGAAACUUCAUUAUGUUCGCCAGCGCCACCUCAGGCGAUCGGCCGAAUAAUUCUAAAUUCUCGCCCUGCUCCAUACGCAACAUAUCCAACGUUCUGGAUGUGUUGGUCGGAAACUCGAAACGGGAUUGCUUCAAGGUAUCGGAAGGUGCCUUCUGCGGCAACAAAAUCGUCGAAUCGGGCGAGGAAUGUGACUGCGGUUUCAACGAAGACGAGUGCAAGGACAUUUGUUGUUAUCCGCGCAUCAUCAGCGAAUACGACCUCUCGAUGAAUAGCUCGGCGAAAGGUUGUACGCGGCGGGCCAAGACGGAGUGUUCACCUUCGCAAGGUCCUUGUUGCCUCUCGAACUCAUGUCAGUUCGUGCCAACCAACUACCAUCAGAAGUGCAAAGAAGAAACGGAAUGUUCCUGGUCGAGCACAUGCAACGGCACCACUGCCGAAUGCCCGGAGCCAAAGCCGCGCGACGACAAAACGAAGUGCAACAAUGGCACUGCGCUCUGCAUACGCGGCGAGUGCUCGGGCAGCAUUUGUCUGCUGUGGAAUAUGACUGAGUGUUUCCUCACCUCACAAGCGGUGCCGCAAGUCGACAAGCGUCGACUGUGCGAGCUUGCUUGUCAGAAUGGUAACGAUAGUGGUACUUGUCGCAGCACUAGUGAAUUUGCUCAUCGGGUUGGUCUGCCGGAAGGCGGCAUUAACUUAAGGCCCGGUUCGCCAUGUGAUAACUUCCAGGGCUACUGUGAUGUGUUUCUUAAAUGCCGCGCUGUUGACGCAGAUGGACCGCUGGUCCGACUGAAGAACCUGCUGCUUAAUCGCGAGACCCUACUCACCGUAGCGCAAUGGGUCACCGAAUACUGGUACUAUGUAGUUAUAAUAGGCGUGUGCUUUAUCAUUGUGAUGGGCAUAUUCAUUAAGUGUUGCGCUGUGCACACGCCCAGCUCAAAUCCGAAGAAGCGUCGAGCGCGUCGUAUUAGCGAAACGCUGCGCGCACCGAUGAAUACAUUGAGACGGAUGCAACGUCAUCAUCAAGGCCGCGGCGCCGGUCCACGCAGCAUACCACCGCCAGCGCACGAACAACGUGGCGCUGCCACCAGCGCCCAUCAUCGUAGUACGCAUCCCCAUAAUUGGGAUCGUCAUCAGGGUGGACAUUCCAUAGUGCCGCUACCCACGGGUGGUCCACAUCAUAACCAUCAUGCAAGCGGACGCGCGCCAGCAAUUGCAGCCAAUGCUGCUGCAGCAAGCGGGCGGACGCCGGCCAACGGACGCAGCUCGCGGCCAUCAACGCGACCUUCGAGCGGUACACGCAGCACAACGCAUGGCGGGUAUGCAGACGCGCCACCACCUGGCCUUGUGGUUGGUGGUGUGCCAACUGGUGUUGGUGUUGGUAGUGGUGGUGGUAAUGGCGUGCCAAAUGGCGCGCUAGUAGUGGGAGGCGCCGGCAGUAGUGGUGGGCCCAGCGGCGGUGUAAUUGCGCGCCAGCAAAUACCGCUGCCACUGCCGCACACCGGCGCGGUACAAGCGCAACAUUUACAACAACAGCAGCAACAACAACAAGUGCAGGCAACACUCUCGCAGGCAUUUUAUGCGCCACCGAAAGCCGUCGCUCCGCAACCAGCAAAUUAUAAUCGACCGCCAUCGCUGCAAAAUCCAGAGUUAUAUGCAGACGCUUAUGCCGCGCUGGGACGGGGGGCAUAUGAGGCGACUACGCGCCCACCCAACAGCAAAGUUUGACAGCAGCAACAGCAAUCUCAGCGUCAAAAGUUGGCUCCGCAAACGCUCAAGAAGCAGCUAAAAUCAACAGCAACAAAAACCACAGAAGCAACAACAACACAAAAAUCAAAUGAACUCAAAUUAAAUGUAAAUGUCCUUUUUACGCUAAUUAUUAUUGUUUAAAACUAAAAAAAUAAGCAAAACUAACAAAUGUUAAACGAAACAAACAAAAUAAGCAAACAAAGAAAAACCAUACAAAAAUAAAUAAAUAAAUAUAUUUUUUAAAUUAAAUUGAUAUACAAAAUACACACAAAAAUAAGCAUAACAGUAAUCAAAGUGAACAUAACCUAAAUUAAAUAGUGAAAAAGGUUAGAAGCGUAGGUAAAAAAUGUGAAUUUGGUUCGGGUAAAUUGCGGCGAAUACAAAACAGACGUAAUAAAUACUGAAAUAUGUAUUUAGUUAAUAGAAUUGAAAGUGAAGACAAAAAUUUAAAAUAUGUAUAAUCAUCCGAAUAUUUUGUGCAGAGAACUAAAAAAGGAAAUGUUAAAAAUAAUACAUAGAAAGCGAAAGUAAGCAAUGUAAGUGUUAAACUAAAACAAAAUAUAACGCAAACACGUCAAAACGACUAUAAAUAAAAAUAUGGAUAUAAAUUGUAGAAAAUAAAUUACAUAAUUACACCUAAAUUCAUAAUUCAUAAGUUAGUUAUGCAUACAGAGAAAGCGUUAGUACUAAAUGGGCGUAAACUAACAGAAUAUACAGUGAAAUGAAAAACAAGUAUAAUUGAUUGAGCGAAAGUCGCAAACAGAUUUAGUAUUUAAAAUUUACAAAAAGAGUAUAAAAUAAAAGAUGAUAAAACAUUAAAUAUAUGUAUUGCAUAUGUAC